Messenger RNA from Purpureocillium takamizusanense, 2044 nucleotides. RefSeq lists its product as uncharacterized. Bases 60 to 1937 code for a protein of 625 amino acids. The transcript is spliced from 2 exons. Gene Ontology annotation, molecular function: flavin adenine dinucleotide binding; NADP binding; N,N-dimethylaniline monooxygenase activity. Lineage: Eukaryota; Fungi; Ascomycota; Sordariomycetes; Hypocreales; Ophiocordycipitaceae. The record is from RefSeq and is a predicted model, not a curated record.
CGUGACGUUGGCAUUCGAGCUCAACAAUCCGGUUGUGACGGGCGGUAUCUGGUUCCGCGAUGGCCAUCUUGGUAGCAGAUCCCAGCGACUUGCCUGGCUUUACAGCGACUCAUCAGUCAUACAACAAAACCGACCCGAGCAACAAACCCCUCUUGACGAACGGAGCUGAGGCGUCACCCAAGAGCAAGGUCGUUUCCGGCAACGCAGAAAUCCUCAACGACUCGCCUGAUACGCAGCGCUCGAAUGUUGCAGUCAUCGAUCGCUUCAUCGAUGAGCCUCGCCAGCUUCGUGUCGCCGUCAUUGGAGGAGGGCUUUCGGGCAUCGUCGCCGGCAUUCUGCUCCCGAUCAAGGUUCCAGGAAUCGAUCUGACCAUUUUCGAAAAGAACACAGACUUGGGCGGAACGUGGCUGGAAAACGUGUAUCCCGGAGUGCAAUGCGACAUCCCGUCCCACGUCUAUCAGUCAACCUUCGCACCCAAGAAAGACUGGUCGGACCAGUUUGCCUCCGGAGAGGAGAUCAGGGACUAUUGGCAGUCGGUGGCUCGCAGGUUCGACGUUUAUCGCCAUGUCAAGUUCCAACACCGCAUCGAUGCCGCUACAUGGAAGCCUGAGGAUGGCAAAUGGCUACUGCAGGCCACCGACCUCGGCUCGGGGAACACAGUAAGCGACAGCUUCGACAUUGUUCUCACAUGCAUCGGGCGUUUCAACGACUGGCGACUGCCACAAUACCCCGGGAUAUCCGAGUACCAGGGAUUGCUUCGGCACACCUCCAAUUGGGAUCCAUCCUUCGACCCCGAGGGGAAGAGGAUAGCAGUCAUCGGCAAUGGGGCAAGCGGUAUUCAGGUUGUCGCAAACCUGCAGAAGGUGGUCGGUCGUCUGGACCACUACGCUCGAAGCAAGACCUGGAUCGCUUCGUCCUGGGCGGGUGACGAUCGCACGCUCGAGGCACAGCCGAUCCCACAAGAGCAACAGAAGAGCUUCGAGGACCCAGCAGCUUAUCUUGCCUUUCGAAAACAACUGGAGGACAAAUACUGGCGACGCUUCCGCUCGUUCCUCAAAGACACAGAGGAAAACGCGGAGCUCAAGGAAGCCUUCAUCAACAUCAUGAAGAGGCGUCUGGAUAAGAAGCCCGAAUUGCUAGAGCACAUCGUGCCAGACUUCUCCCCAAACUGUCGGCGCCUUACGCCCGGCCCUGGCUACCUGGAGGCCAUCGCAGAGGACAAUGUGGAAUACAUCCAGACGCCAAUCAAGCGGCUCACCACGACCGGGAUUGAAACGGUGGAUGGAGAGCACAGAGAAGUCGACGCCAUCUUUUGUGCAACUGGAGCCACGGGUGGUGCAGCUCCAAGCUUCCCCGUCCGGGCUGGUGACAAGGAGCUGGGCGACCUUUGGAAGCCAGACGGCGAGCAUGGCUUCCCUUAUACAUACAUGGGGCUGGCCACACCGGGAUUUCCCAACAUCUUCUUCGUCCAGGGCCCCCACGCGACAGGCCCGUCUGGAACGGUACCGCAUAGCGUUGAGACUCAAUUGACCUACUUCGCCAAGCUAUUGAGGAAGGUUGCGAGAGAAGGGAUCAAGUCGAUCGAGCCAUCGGCGGAAGCUGCCGACGACUUCGUCGCUUAUUCCGAUGCCUUCUUCAAAACCACCGUACUCUCUGAUCAUUGCAGCUCCUGGUACAAUGGCGGUCGGCCCGGUGGGAGGAUCCAUGGGGCCUGGCCGGGGAGCGCGGCGCACCUCACCAUAGCACGACGCGAGCCGCGAUGGGAGGAUUGGAAGUACACGUAUCUGUCCGAUACUGGGAACAGGUUCCUCUGGUACUUUGGGAACGGCUGGACGAGGCGUGAGGCUGAUCUGGAAUCGGACAUGACGCCGUAUUUGCAGUACGCCGAUGACAUAGACCUGCGAGAUGUACACGAGAGUUGGUGGAGCGUGCCAUGAGCGCGCGUUGCCACGCACUGUUGCAUGACAGAAAUAAAAGUUGCAUCUGUCGCAGCAUUCGGUAUAGCCAUCGCGAAGAGUGACUGGUGGUCAGCACAGCCUGGGAG